AUGGCGGAAGGAACUCCUGCAUUCACCAUUGGCAUGGGGAACAUACAGACUAUUUCAGAUGCUUACUGCUACAAGCAGUUUGACAAGCGGCAGACGAAUCACAUACCGUGCUCCAAGGAACACUUUUUGGAUCAGCUGCGUUCACACUUCCAGAGCGGAAUGGCGAAGCUCGCCGACGGAUACGCUCCUUUUUGCAAGCACCUUUUUGUGAGGAACUUCACAGAAGCCCUUACGGGCUUUCUGCCUAUUACAGCGGACAAUGAGCAUUUACUGAGAUCGGGUUAUAUCGCACGGACCGAGAAGGAAUUACCGGUACUUUCUCGGUGGUUCCCCAGAGCAGCCGUGGCAGACAAGGUUGGGCCAGCGAAGUACCUCGACGUUAUCCUAUACUCCCGCGAACAAGUAAUCAAGGAGAAUGAGGCUAGGCAGGAAGGUCACGAAGGCGAUUACGAGUUCGACUACUACGUCAUCUCGAUUAAGCCUCAAGACGUAGAUCACGAGAUACCCAUGCUGCCAAUUACGAUGUUCCGCAAUACCAUGAUCACGGAGGGUGGCAGCGGUGUUGGGCUCGACCGCGACGCCUACCUUAAGUCGGUCGCUUUCUGGCAGAACCACGCUAUCAUCGCAGACCACGCAUAA
Messenger RNA from Babesia bigemina, 639 nucleotides. RefSeq lists its product as hypothetical. The record is from RefSeq and is a predicted model, not a curated record. NCBI's taxonomy places the organism in Eukaryota, Apicomplexa, Aconoidasida, Piroplasmida, Babesiidae. Bases 1 to 639 code for a protein of 212 amino acids. The transcript is spliced from 4 exons.